This is a messenger RNA of Tribolium castaneum (red flour beetle), 673 nucleotides long. RefSeq lists its product as uncharacterized. NCBI's taxonomy places the organism in Eukaryota, Metazoa, Arthropoda, Insecta, Coleoptera, Tenebrionidae. The transcript has 4 exons. The record is from RefSeq and is a predicted model, not a curated record. The coding region runs from base 79 to 612 and encodes 177 amino acids.
CAUUAUUUUAUAUAAACAAGCCACAAUGUCAGUGUUAUAAAAGUAUUAGCUUUGGUCGAUUUUUGCAUUAGUUUAGAAAUGUUCAGCAAAGACGCAACUGCUCUAGUGGCAUUACUUUUAGUAAUUUUCAUUAGACCAUCCAAAGCAUGUAACGGUUACACGCUCAAAGUCAAUCGCGUGAAAAACUGCAUAGAAAACAGUGUAAUCAAAGUUGAAAAUGGCGACGCAUCUUUAGAUAAAGAUUGCAAUUUAAUCUUGAAGGGGUGUCUGAAUUUCCCCAAAGGUUUUAAGACGGCAAAAGGAAAAUAUGUCCUGAAAAAAGCGCCUAUGCCCCCCAUGGACGGUGAACUAGACUUUUGUGAUGCUGUUAGUGGACUGGACGACCCACAAAUAGUAAAUGUGGCCAAAAUGUAUAACAUGCCGUCCAAAUGCCCGAUACCUCCAGGAAAAGCAUGCGGUGACCCUAACAAAAAAAUAAGCAUAAGUAAAUUUAAAAAUCAGUUGGGUAUUGCCGCUGGGACGAUUGAUCUAAAGCUUGACGUUGACCACGAUACUGGCAAGACUUGCAUUGACAUAAACCUCACCCUUUCAAAAGCUAGAGCUAGAGGAUAAGGUCUACUUUGAAUACGUGUAAAACUUCGCAAUUUCUAAUAAAAUUUGCUUAAGAACUUUA